CCCUGGUCAUUGUGUCAUUGGUGCCUUUGUGACCUCAUCACUCUCUGCUAUCAACUUUCUCUGCGGGACCAGAGCUGGAGGAGAGCAGACCGGAGGGCGAUGGAAACAUCUAGCCCCUAACUAUGGGCCCAGAAGAAGCUACCGCCAUGACAAAAACAUCCGCAGCUGUGCUCAUCCAAGCAUGGUGGCGUGGCACGCUGCUGCGACGCUCGCUGCUGUUCGCCGCCCUCAAUGCGUGGAUCAUUCAGUCCUGGUGGAGAAAGAUACUGGUGAGAGAGAGGGAGAAGAGACUGCAGGCGGCUCUGAAGGUGUAUGCUAAAAAAACAAGGGCGGUUGUCAAACUGCAGUCAUGGUUCCGGAUGUGGCGCAUCCGCCGACGGUACUGUCGCUUACUAAAUGCUGUCCGCAUCAUCCAGGUUUAUUGGCGUUGGCAUAGUUGUCACACUCGUGGCUUUAUCCAGGGCGACUAUGAGAUCAAAGAAAACCGACUGAAUAUUCAACUUGAAAUUUCCCUGGGCUCACAGGCAUGCAAAGUGCAGCAAUGCAUAACACUACCAAUAAAAGAGUGAUCAGGUCUGCUA
Messenger RNA from Myodes glareolus (Bank vole), 581 nucleotides. RefSeq names its product IQ domain-containing protein F5-like. The record is from RefSeq and is a predicted model, not a curated record. Gene Ontology annotation, molecular function: calmodulin binding. NCBI's taxonomy places the organism in Eukaryota, Metazoa, Chordata, Mammalia, Rodentia, Cricetidae.